Molecule: messenger RNA, 2436 nt
Organism: Pocillopora meandrina
Lineage: Eukaryota; Metazoa; Cnidaria; Anthozoa; Scleractinia; Pocilloporidae
Source: the annotation of a GenBank genome assembly
AUGUAUUUUCCUCCCACAGAUACUGUGUGUAUACAGUCAGAGAGUGAUAUCACGAACAGUUUCACUGAAGAACAGCAGACGAAGAAAAUUCAUCACUACAUUCUCUGCAAAAAGCGUGACUGCUUGGGUGUGUCUCAAGAAGAAAGAGCACGCAUCAAAACAACCAAAAAGAAGCAGAUGUUUAAUCACAGCCUUAUCUUUAAUAAGGAUUUGGCCUAUAGCCCUAAAGUACAGAUGUGGUGGCUCGUUUACAUCGAAGGAGAAGGUCAAUACUGUCUGAUCUGCAAGAAGUUUGAUUCCAAGAAUCCCCAAAACAAAAAGGAAUUUUUUUCUGCAGAACCAAGCACAAGGUUAAAGAAAGAUUGCCUCGAGGAGCACAUUGCAACAAAGAGACACAAAGAUGCAAUCACUGCCAUUCUUAUGAACAGGUUCUCAGUUUUCCAGAAAGAGCUCGAUCAUAAUGCUGAAGUUCAGGUUGAUGUGUAUGAAAGAGUUUUCUAUUGCCUUUACUGGUUGGCAAAGGAGGAUAUAGCAAAUGUCAAGGUUAAGAGUCUGUUAAAGUUGGUUGCGAAGCUGGGGUGUGAUAUGAGUGGCUUUAAUCACACAUCAGUAGGUUCCUUUCGCAACAUGUUGCUUCUUCUUGGUGAAAUGAUUCAAAAUGAAGUCAUUUCUGCUGUAACUGGGCCAUUUGGGGUGAUGGUUGAUGACAUGACUGACAUUGCAAAUUUGGAGCAAAUGAUUGGUUUCAUCCAGUAUUAUAACAGGGGUAGCGAAAAGGUUGAGGUGAAAUUUUUGUGUUUGGAAAAUGUUCUCGCCAGCUCUGACGCAGCAGAUUCUUUAACCAUCACAAGCAUCCUUCUGGAAGUCAUUGAGAAACACAGUCUCAAUUUUGACUGGUUUAAAAGCUUUGUGUCAGAUGGAGCAAGUGUCAUGGUGGGAGAAAGGUCAGGUGUAGCUACCAGGCUGAAAGCAGAUGAAAGAAUCCAGUCGUUAAUAUCUGUCCACUGUGUUUGUCACAAACUAGUGCUGGCGUGUACCGACACUUUAAACGAUCUUGCCACAAUAAAGAAGAUGCAGAACACACUAAACACCCUUUGGCAACUCCUUGACAACUCGAACAAGAAGACAGCCAUUUUCCUGAAAGUUCAACUUGAGGUGAGUGAAAUAACUCUCUCAAACAAGAAUUCGCAGAAGAAGAUAGCUAAGAAGCUGAAGAAGGCCUGUCAGACACGAUGGCUGUCAUUUAACGCUGCCGUUCAAUCCGCUUGGGAGAGCUUCUCUGCCAUCAUCCAGUUCCUUAUCAGGAUGAAAGAUGAGGACCCCACAUGCCAGGGCCUGUUAGUUCAAAUGAACAACGUCCGCUUCCUGGCUUGCUUGUAUGUUUUAAAGCAUGUGCUUCCUGUUCUUGACAACCUGUCAAAAUCGUUUCAGCAUUCUACUGUCAAUUUCAGUCACCUUAAACCAGAAAUUGUUCGUGCUAAAACAGCGCUGGAUGAAGUGGCAACCAAAGAAGUCCCCAUCAAGCAAUUUUGCCAAGAUAUCAAGGAAGGAAAGAUGGUGCUGCUGCAGUUUUCCCCUUCUGAGCAUCAGCUUGCAUCCAUGCGAAAUUUGUUGCUCAAGUAUGUCUCUGCUUUGAAGGAAAACAUCGACCUGAGGUUUCAGAACACCCUCCCUCUUCUGGGAGCGCUCUCCAUCUUUGAUCCAACUCUUAUUCCUGCAAGCUCUUCAGAACUUCCCUCUUACGGAGUAGAUUCUAUCCAAGUUCUUGCCAAGCACUACUUCCCCGACCAACAAGACCGACUUUUGGCAGAGUGGAAUAUAUUAAAGUACCACAUGAAGGAGAUGGCCAUUCCAGCUGAUGUAAAAGAAGGCAAGACUACCAUGCCAGCAGAGUGGUGCAUGUCCCAGCUAAUGAAACAAAGAUCUUCUUUCCUUUCUCUUCUCCCUCUCCUCAUGCACAUUGUAGAAAUAGCUCUCACGAUGCCCAUAAGCAACGCAUGGCCUGAAAGGGGAGUCAGUCGAGUUAAGCUUAUAAAGUCAAGGCUCAGGAGCAGGCUGACCAAUGAGAUGCUGGAGGCCCUUGUUAAUAUCUCUAUGAAUGGUCCAGAGGCAAAUUCUUCAGAAUGUGACACCCUGGUGAAGAAGACCACUGAGAAAUGGCUCUCUGGAAAACGCUACAAUUUGGCCAAAGGGAAGUCAGCCUCAAGAGAAAGCAAGGGCAAAGAACCUGCACCACCAGAAUUAACAAGUGUAUCAACACAGACAGACCCACAAGUUGAAGAUCGUCAGAGUCAAGAAGAACAACAAGCGUUGCAAGAGGAAGAGCAGGCCCUCAUUAAACUUGGCUUAGCAAAUUUUCAAGAUGAUCCAAGUUGUGACGACAGUGACAGGGACAGUGCAAUGGGGGAAAGUGAUUUCAGUGACAGUGACUUUUAA